Molecule: messenger RNA, 774 nt
Organism: Aspergillus pseudoviridinutans
Lineage: Eukaryota; Fungi; Ascomycota; Eurotiomycetes; Eurotiales; Aspergillaceae
Product: DUF924 family protein
Exons: 2
Coding region: 1-774 (257 amino acids)
Molecular function (GO): protein binding
Source: RefSeq, a predicted model, not a curated record
AUGGCAAACAGGCAAUCUGCGACGCUGGAUCAAUUCCUCAUCCCCUCCCUUCUCCCGCAGAUCUACACGUUCUGGUUCCAGCACAUUCCCUCCAACGAGCGCCUGGUCCUCCCCUCCGCAGAAGACUUGAAGAAAUGGUUCUCCAAAUCCGACGAGUUCGACGGCGCCUGCUCGUCGCAAUUCUCGCCCAUCCUCGCCGCCAUCCGCGAGGCCAACGCCUCCGCAGAGGAGAUUCUGUCUAGAACUCAGCCCUCUACCCCCGAAGACUGGCUAGCGCUCAUCAUCCUGCUGGAUCAACUCCCCCGCAACAUCUACCGGGGCGAAUCCUCCCGCACCGUCUUUGAAUUCUUUGACCCACUCGCAAGAACUAUCGUCCUCAAAGCCGCGGAAGCAGGAUACCCGUCUGGCAGUGGCAGUCCCUUCCGCUACCGCCUGGGUCAGCGCAUGUGGUUCAAUUUGCCCUUUAUCCAUGCCGAGGAUCUAGACAUGCAGGAGCUUGUGCGGGUCAAGUAUGAGGAGAUGGCGGAGGAUUUCACCCGUCUGCUUGACGGGGAUGCGACGGGGUUAUCAGGUGACGAGGCGGAGUGCCGUCGUAUUCUUCUGGAGAAUCGGGCGGGGCUGGAAGAGCAGCUGAAGUUGCAUUUCCAGGUGCAGAGGGAGCAUCAUGAACCCAUUGCGCUGUUCGGGCGGUUUCCGCAUCGGAAUGCGGCGUUGGGGAGGGCGACGAGCGACGAGGAGAGGAAGUUUCUCGAGGAGGGGAAGAUGUUUGGAUAG